UAUAACAACGAGUUCAGUAUAAGACCAUCAAAUGCUGUUCACCACGAGUCGGGGAUAGCACUGAACACAUUGGAGAGUGGAGACAUGGAAAUGAGACGACUCUGUUGCCUCGUUAUAGGCUUGUUAUGUUUGGUGAGUGCAUCAGAUGCAUCAUAUGAACAGGAAGCCCUGGAUAGACAUAACUACUUCCGCCGAGCCCAUGAUGCCCCCAUGAUGCAACUGGAUGCAGCGAUGAGUCACUCUGCACAGGCAUACGCACAGAAGCUGGCUCAACGGGGAAGCUUGCAGCAUUCAAGCUCGGGCGAAAGGCCUGGGCAGGGGGAGAAUUUGGCAAUGACAUGUGAAAGGGACUUCAACGGCGCAACAGCAGUUGACAUGUGGUACAAAGAGGUCUGUAAGUUCAACUUCAACAGUCCCAGUUGGGGUUAUGGAACUGGUCACUUCACCCAGAUAGUCUGGAAGGAAAGCACUGAACUUGGUAUUGGAGUCGCAGAGAAAGACGGGCGCUGGGGAAAAUGCUACUACAUUGUCGGUCGUUACCGAAAAGCUGGCAACAUGAUGGGAGCUUUCAAGCAGAACAUUGCUAGAGGGUGCUUUGACAAUAACAGUUAUUGUAGGAACAAUGGCGCGCCUUGCCCUGGUGGGGUGGUGACAGAGAGCCCACCUCUGACUAAUGGCCCGGCACCCCCCACCCCCCCUCCACCCCCACCAGUACCAACUGAUCCAACCGAUUGCAGUGAUAGUCACCAGCAUUGUAGUUACUGGAAAAGCCAAGGUUAUUGCACAAGUUACAAGAACUAUAUGAUGAAAAACUGCAAGAGAAGCUGUGAUUUCUGUAGCGGAGGAGGAGGGGGCGGUGCAGGAGGAGGAGGAGAAGGAGGCGCAGGCGGAGGUGGUGGGGGAGGAGGGGGAGGAAGUGUUGAGGACUCGGAUGCGCAGGGGGGACUCGCGCAGCACAACAAAUACCGCCAAACCCACAACGCCCCUGCUAUGACAUUGGAUGCUGAGAUGACGAGGUCGGCCAAGGCCUACGCGGCCAAGCUUGCGCGCAUGGGCAGUCUGCAACACUCGAGCUCUAGCGAGAGGAACGGUCAAGGGGAAAACUUGGCGAUGGCCUGCGGACGAGAAUUGACAUCAGCUGGGGCGACCGACAUGUGGUACAACGAGGUGUGUAAAUACGACUUUAACGGUGGGGGUUUCAGUAGCGGGACCGGUCAUUUUACCCAGGUUGUGUGGAAGGCCAGUACAGAGCUGGGGAUCGGGGCGGCCACGACGUACAAGGGCAACAUGAAGUGCACAUAUGUGGUCGGUCGCUACCGAAAGGCUGGCAACUUCAGAGGGAGAUACCAUGAGAACGUGGAACGCGGGAGCUUCAACAAGGCGAGCGUUUGCAGGGGAGGCGGAGGGGGAGGCGGGAGGGGGAGGGGGAGGGGGAGGGGGAGGCGGAGGCGGAGGCGGAGGCUGGUGGCGUCGCUGAAAGUGUUGAUUAUGGCUCACAAUAAUAAAUUAAGGAUCUAAAGGCCGUAUGAAAAGUAUAUCUAUGGAAUGCUAAGGAAAUAAAGUGUUUGUCAACUUUA
Molecule: messenger RNA, 1577 nt
Organism: Nematostella vectensis (starlet sea anemone)
Lineage: Eukaryota; Metazoa; Cnidaria; Anthozoa; Actiniaria; Edwardsiidae
Exons: 7
Coding region: 85-1518 (477 amino acids)
Cellular component (GO): extracellular region
Source: RefSeq, a predicted model, not a curated record